Molecule: messenger RNA, 606 nt
Organism: Chanos chanos (milkfish)
Lineage: Eukaryota; Metazoa; Chordata; Actinopteri; Gonorynchiformes; Chanidae
Gene: cbln2a
Product: cerebellin 2a precursor
Exons: 3
Coding region: 1-606 (201 amino acids)
Biological process (GO): maintenance of synapse structure
Cellular component (GO): synapse
Molecular function (GO): protein binding
Source: RefSeq, a predicted model, not a curated record
AUGGUGAAAGACAGGGACCCUGGAUCCUUUGCCAUGCUGACCUCCAUCCUGUUGUUGGGGUACAGCGUUGCCUUUUCAGCGGGACAGAAUGACACCGAACCCGUUGUUCUGGAGGGUAAAUGCUUGGUUGUAUGUGACUCGAACCCGUCUGCCGAAGGAGGAGUUACCUCCUCGUUUGGGAUAUCAGUGCGAGCCGCUGGAGCUAAGGUGGCUUUCUCUGCCGUCAGAGGAACAAACCAUGAACCAUCUGAAAUGAGUAACAAAUCCAUGACCAUCUACUUUGACCAGGUGCUAGUGAACAUCGGAAACCACUUUGAUUUAAAGGCAAGUGUAUUUCAAGCACCAAGACGCGGCAUCUACAGCUUCAGCUUUCACGUCGUGAAGGUUUACAACCGGCAGACUAUACAGGUAAACUUGAUGCAUAACGAAUACCCAAUAAUAUCUGCGUUUGCCGGUGAUCAGGACGUCACCCGAGAGGCUGCAAGCAACGGAGUUCUACUUCACUUGGAGCGCGAGGAUAAACUCUAUCUCAAACUGGAGAGAGGCAAUCUCAUGGGCGGUUGGAAGUACUCCACGUUCUCUGGUUUCUUAGUUUUCCCGCUCUAA